AACAUGUCUUACACGUGCCUGUCAUAUAUGGUUUAUGAUUGGCCAUUGGACAAGAAUUCGACCAAUCAAAAGCACGACAUAAACACCGGAAGCAAUAGAAGUUAUCAUACUGUCACCAGCGUUUCUGCAAGAGGGAUGGACGAAGUGUACGAAGAAUGCUUUUCAUAUGAUGUCAAAACAACAGAAGAUGAUGACUUUGACAGUCCCUCCAAACCAGAUACACCCUUGAUGCCUGGCACACCCUGCACUCCAGCCUCUGAUCAUGAUACAGAUAGGUCUGGUUUCAGCAUCUCUAUGGAUAGUGGCAUUGGGUCUCCCUCACCAUUUGGCAUGCAGAAUGAUUCCAGUCACAAGAUUAUAGAUGUGCGCAGUCUGAAAGCAGAAAAUUACAAGAAAGAUGGUGGAGUUAAACGAGGCAGCAAGUCAUCAACUGAGCAUACAAGUAAAGAGAAACAUAGGAGGGAAAGAAUAAAGGAUAGCUGUGAUCAGCUACGUGUUUUGCUGCCAUACAUACGUGGACGGAAGACCGACAUGGCUUCUAUUCUGGAAAUGGGUGUGGACUAUCUUAGAAUUGUCAACAUGUGUAUGCCUCAGUCUCUUCAUGAUCAGAUAGUAGAGAUGCUGGGCAAAGAUCCAAGCUUGGUUCCUAACAAGGAGAGUACAUUGAGAGGAAAGAAAGGAGUUCCUAAGUCUUCAGGAAAGUCACUGCAACAACUGUCUCCAGUCCCACCUCGUGGUGCACUUGCAGAAUUGAUAGAAAAGACAUCUGGAUCACAGAAGAAGACAUCUAAGGAAAUGAGCCUGUCAGAAAUAGCCAGUUCCUGUGACAUUCUUGGGAAGAGUUCAAACAAGCGUAUUCGAUUACAAGUUAAUGACACCGGUGACCAUAGCCCAGACAGCUUCCAUCUUGAUGCCAGACUUGAACCUACAUUGGCAGGUCAUACAGAUGUAGUACCAUCAACAUACACGGCACAGCCGUACAGUAAAUCUUACACCCGCAGUGAAGAAAAGUCAUUCAGUGGUGUAUACAGUCCUUCCAAUUACACUGAUGGUUACAAUACAGCACAGCAGAUCUUCAACACUUACAAUGCCAACAAGAAUUCCGUUCUAGACUCGAGCAGUUACAGAUCUAGCUACAGCACAGACUCCACGCUGUAUCACUACUACCCAAGCCUUGUUUCCAGCACACCACCACAGAACAGAAUAUACCCCUCCACAACAGAUCUUGUUAGUCCGAAUAAUGUCCUCUCCACAAUGCCUUACACAGCUGUGCAUACACGACUGGAAAAUGUCGCCCUGAUGUCCGAAACUCCAGGCAAGGAGGACUGACACUGUACAUACAUUUAUAAUUCAUUGAGUUAUUUCUCAUUUCAGUUGACAUUUUUUUUGACCAUUUCUUUGUUUAUACAUAUACAUAUUACAGAACAAUAUCUCUGAGACAUGAAGAGAUUAAAGUUAAUAGUUUUCGCAAGUUGGACAUUUGUACAGACAUACCCAUAUCUGUUGAAAGCAGUCAGAUUUUUGAAAAACAGUUCCACUGUAGCAGGAACAUUAUUACUGCAGUUUAAAUCUUGAAACAUGUUUCAAUAAUGUAUUUAAGCAUAUUUGCAUAAAAUACACUAUUGGUGAGAGAAAGAAAAGAAAUGAAAUACAUGUAAUGUAUGCUUGUUCAAGAAAAACAGGAAACUUAAAGGUGGUCAUUUACACUUAAGCAACAUUUUAAGACUUUUUUUCCACUUUUUAGCUCGACUAUUCAUAGAAUAGUAGAGCUAUUGGACUCGCCCAUGCGUCGGCGUCCGCAUCCCGAUUUGGUUAAGGUUUUGUAUGUAAGCUGGUAUCUCAGUAACCACCUGUGGGAAUGGAUUGAAACUUCACAUACUUAUUCACUGUGAUAAACUGACUUACAUUGCACAGGUUCCAUAACUCUAUUUUGCUUAUUUACAAAAUUAUGCCCCUUUUUUACUUAGAAAAUUUUGGUUAAGGUUUUGUAAGCUGGUAUCUCAGUAACCACUUGUGGGAAUGGAUUGAAACUUCUCACAUUUAUUUACUAUGAUAAACUGACUUACAUUGCACAAGUUCAAUAACUCUAAAGCUGGAAAGUCGCCAUAUGACCUAUCAUGUGUCAGUGCAAAAUAUUUUUUUUUUUUUUUUUUUUUUUAGCUCACCUGUCACAAAGUGGCAAGGUGAGCUAUUGUGACAGCUUGAUGUCCGUCGUCUGUCAACAAUUUGUAAAAAAAAUCUUGAUAACCACUGGGCAGAACUUCACAGGAAUGAUCCUUGGGUGGCCCCCUUUCAAAAUUGUUCAAAGAAUUGAAUUCCAUGCAGAACUCUUGUUGCCAUGGCAACCGAAAGGAAAAACUU
Messenger RNA from Mercenaria mercenaria, 2361 nucleotides. RefSeq lists its product as uncharacterized. Gene Ontology annotation, biological process: spermatogenesis; regulation of DNA-templated transcription. The transcript has 9 exons. Lineage: Eukaryota; Metazoa; Mollusca; Bivalvia; Venerida; Veneridae. Gene Ontology annotation, cellular component: nucleus. The record is from RefSeq and is a predicted model, not a curated record. Bases 4 to 1329 code for a protein of 441 amino acids. Gene Ontology annotation, molecular function: protein dimerization activity; RNA polymerase II cis-regulatory region sequence-specific DNA binding; DNA-binding transcription factor activity, RNA polymerase II-specific.